UCUGCAAAGGCGGGGGGGCGAAGAAGGCGCCCGAGACCGGGCCGAGUGCAGCUGCCGUGGUCGCCGCCUUUUUAGCUCCUCCGGCGUCGGUUCCUCGGCCGGAGCCACAGCGGAGGUGACCAGUGGAGGGAAGACCUGCGCGGAGAGACCGCAGAUGCUUGGAGCCUUCGCAGCGCGGAGCUGCCCGCCGCCCGCCUGCUCCUGCUCGGGCUCCUGGUGCCCGGGCUCCGGGAAUCCCAGCUCCCUGCCGCCGCCGCCGCCUCUGUCGCCCGGCUGCGGGUGUGGGGGCUGCUGGCGCUGAGCCGGGCCUCCGCGCCCGCUCCGAGGACGGACGCCUGAAGAGCUGCGCGCCGCCGGCUCGCCGGGGACGCCCACAGGCGCGGGGCUCGGCGGCUUGACCGGGGGCUCGCCCCGGCCGGGCCGGCCCCAGAGGCCCCUCAUUGGUGUCCCGGAGGCCCCGCCGCAGUGUUCCGAGCGGCCCGGUGAGAGCCCCGCGCCGCCCUCCCUCCUCCGUCGCGGGGUCGCAGACAGACCCUCGGCGCCGCGCCGCCACCGCCUCCCGAGUGCCCGGGCCGCGUUCGGCGGGCCCUUGAGCCGCAGCCAUGGGGUGCUGGGGUCGGAACCGGGGCCGGCUGCUGUGCAUGCUGAUGCUGACCUUCAUGUUCAUGGUGCUGGAGGUGGUGGUGAGUCGGGUGACCUCGUCGCUGGCGAUGCUCUCCGAUUCCUUCCACAUGCUGUCGGACGUGUUGGCGCUGGUGGUGGCGCUGGUGGCCGAGCGCUUCGCCCGGCGGACCCACGCCACCCAGAAGAACACGUUCGGCUGGAUCCGGGCCGAAGUGAUGGGGGCUCUGGUGAACGCCAUCUUCCUGACCGGCCUCUGUUUCGCUAUCCUGCUGGAGGCCACCGAGCGCUUCAUCGAACCGCAUGAGAUGCAGCAGCCUCUGGUGGUCCUCGGGGUCGGCGUGGCGGGGCUGGUGGUCAACGUGCUGGGGCUGUGCCUCUUCCACCAUCACAGCGGCUUCGGCAACGACUCCGGCCACGGCCACUCGCACGGGGGUCACGGCCACGGCCACGGCUUCCCUAAGGGGGUCCGCAGCAAGAGCAACCGCCCCGGGGACAGCGACAACAGCGUGAGCCCAGGCGAGCAGAGAUCUGACCAGGAGGAGACCAAUACCCUGGUGACCAAUAGUAGCAACUCCAACGGGCUGAAACUGGACGGGACAGAUCCAGAAAAGUCCAGAAAUGAUGCAACAGAAAUACAAGUAAAUGGGAAUCUUAUCAGAGAAACUGACACUAUGGAAUUGGAAGAGGAUGAUAAGGCUGGACAACUUAACAUGCGUGGAGUUUUUCUGCAUGUCUUUGGAGAUGCUUUGGGUUCAGUGAUUGUUGUAGUAAAUGCCUUGGUCUUUUACUUUUCUUGGAAAGGUUGCCCUGAAGGGAAGUUCUGUGUGAACCCAUGUACCCCUGACCCCUGCAAAGCAAUUGUAGAAAUGAUGAAUAGUACUCAAGAAACAGUUUAUGAAGCUGGUCCUUGCUGGGUGCUAUAUUUAGACCCAACUCUUUGUAUUGUAAUGGUUUGCAUACUUCUUUACACAACUUAUCCAUUACUUAAGGAAUCUGCUCUUAUUCUUCUACAAACUGUUCCUAAACAAAUUGAUAUCAGACAUUUGAUUAAAGAACUUCGAAAUGUUGAAGGAGUUGAGGAAGUUCAUGAAUUACAUGUUUGGCAACUUGCUGGAAGCAGAAUCAUUGCCACUGCUCACAUAAAAUGUGAAGACCCAACAUCAUAUAUGCAGGUGGCUAAAAUCAUUAAGGACGUUUUUCAUAAUCACGGAAUUCACGCUACUACCAUUCAGCCUGAAUUUGCUAGUGUAGGCUCUAAAUCAAGUGUAGUUCCGUGUGAACUUGCCUGCAGAACUCAGUGUGCUCUGAAGCAAUGCUGUGGGACACGGCCACAAGCCCAUUCUGGAAAGGAUGCAGAAAAGGCCCCGGCAGUUAGCAUUUCUUGUUUAGAACUUAGUGACAAUCUAGAGAAGCCCAGGCGGACUAAAGCUGAAAACAUCCCUGCCGUUGUGAUAGAAUUUAAAAACACGCCAAAUAAACAACCUGAAUCAUCUUUGUGAGUCUUGAAAAAGAUGUGAUAUUUGACUUUUGCUUUAAACUGCAAGAGGAAAAAGACUCCAUUGAAAUUCUAAGUUUGCCAAGUAGUGUAAUUGAAGUCCUUGUCUGGUCACACAGUUUAAUUCUAUUUUUGUAAGAACAUAAUGGGACUGCUUAACAGAGUUCUAUAUUACAACUGUGUAAUUCGUAAUGCAGAGUACAGCUUUGCUGUAACAAUUUUGGGAAGCCAGUUUUAACACUAUGUUACAUUUUUGUUUAAGUAUAAACGUUAUAUAACAUAAUGACAUUUGAUUUCCAGCUUUUCCAUGGUGAAAAAUUAAUUAGGGGGAUAAAUAAAUUAAAAUUGUUACUGGAAUUUCUCUGCUUUUCUUUUCCCCCAGUGUUAUACUUUUUUAAAAAAAAUCAGAAUUAACUGCUAGAACUUUAAAAUCCAACAACUUUAUUUCCUUUGACAUUUUAGGAAAUAUAUCCUUGCCUUUUGAGAUCAUUAUAUAGCAUAAUGACAGCAUAUUUUAAGAGUGACUCCUGGAUAUUAUUAGGAAAAGUUCCUUUUUUUCUUCACAUAGGGUAUAUAUAAUACUAAUGAUCAGUUACAAUCCUGUAUUCUAUAUUGCUGAGUAUUAUUCUAAUAAACAGUGAAAUAGUUAACAAAUCGAACUAUAGUUUACACAUAAAUAGGGCAUAUGGGGAGUAAGAGCACGGAAGAAAGUUUACCAAAUUAAAUAUUUAGGUUAUUGUAAGUUAAUAUUCAGACUACAUUUUUAAAUUAUUCUGAGAAAUUUUCUCUUACCAAAGUUUGUCUAAAAUACAGACAUGUUCACCAGCAUUAAUUUUUUGAAAGAUUGGCAUCAGAAACACUGAGCUGAAAAGUUGACUCACCAAAUAUAUACAGUAAAUAUUUUUAAGGACAGUAAACUCAAAUCUAAUAAUUACGUGUUAAAUGCAAGCUUAUUAAUGGAAUCUCUUAAAUUUGGGGUGUUUUAAAACAACUUGACAGAGUGAAAGUCAUUUCCUAGUGACCAAUUCUGAAUGGAUUCAAAUGCAGCUUUUCCAACAACCAGCAAUGCUUGUGUUUUUCCAAGAGCCACUGACUUGGGAAAAGAAAGAAAUCUGAAGAUUAAUGCAGUUUGGAUAUUAGAUUCUUAAAAAGCAAUAUUAGUUAAAGCUAAUCAGAUUCUGUAAGUCAUCCUGUCUUGACAUUGCUCAGAUCUUCCAAUAGUGGCUUAUUUUUUAAGAGGCCACCGUAUCUACACAGAAAAUUGUUCUUGGCUAUUUUAUUGUUAUGGAUUUUAAAUCCAUACACAAAUGUUAUUUAAGGGUAUUUAAGUUAUAUUUUUCUUGAAAGAGAAAGGUUAUGCUUUGUGAAGAAACUGUAUAGAUUUUUGUCCUCAAAAGGAUGAAUAUUAAUAUCAGUUAUCAUGUAUAGCUCUAUUUUUUUAGACAUAACGUAUCCUGACUACUUCAGUGACUUUUAUAGCUGACUACUUUUGGGAUGGCUACCUUUUGGGGUUUGAAAUAAUUCAUUGUUUAAUGGGUCUUAAGAUGAAAGCGCUGGCCUUUGACAGUUAACUUUUUAAAGGGAUGAUCUGGUAGGUGGUGUUUUAUUUUCUAGUAUAAGCCUAUUGCUGGCAAUGGGCCUGUUUAAGAACAGCUGAUUUUUCCAAUGAGAAUGAGGUAAUUUUAGGAACAAAGUUUGUAAGUUCACAUUUACUAUAAUGGGCCAAAACCAUAACCUGCCAAUUUGCAAUACAUCUUGAUCUUUUAAUACUCUUAUCUGAUAUUGUGUAAUUCAAUUCCUAAACUGGUAGUUACUUUGGAUUUUGUAGAAAUUUUUUUUAAACAUGAAAUCGGGCAAUCUCAUUCGGGUGAAUAAGAGAGAAAGCUUCAAAUUGUACUGUAUCAUGUACAUUCCUGAUUUAAUACUUUCAACUACAAAACUGUUUGUUAUAGAAACAUUUCAGUAAUGAUAUAAUAGGAAAACUGAUAAAGUAUAUAGUCAGUGGAGUUUUCUUUACAAAUACUCUAUUGGGUCUAUUUCUUAAAGGUUGUGUAAUAUAUAAGACAUCAACUGAAUGAGGAUUUUUUAACUGGUGUAGAAGCAUGGGGCAAGGGCUUUUUUUUUUUCCAAACGUGCUUUGAAAGUAGCAGUCUUUAGAUUUCAGUUUCACUUUUCAUAAUUUUUCAGUAGCUCAUAUGUAACAAAGUGGUAUCAUGGGAUUCUCUUUUUUCAAAGGACUUGGUCAUAAUAGCAAAAUCAGUGGGCACUGACUCAACCUUUUGAGUUUUAGGCAGAGAAUUAUUUAUUUCUUUACAAUGCACUUUCUAACCCAUUUUUAGCUAUAUUAGCAUUAUCCUUUUAAAAAAUGCUUUUCUAUUUAAAUAUUGUGGGAUUUAAGUUUCUUUUCUAAAAUAGCUUAUUCCUGAAAGAAAGUGAGGGACAUACCCUGCAUUCUUAGGAGACUUAAACCCAAUAUUUAAAUAUGCUGUUUUAUAACACUGCAUCAGUUUUAGGGGGUGCACCUCUCCGGCUGGCUCUUUUAUAUUUGAGCAAGAUCAGUGUAUUUAGAAUAUGUGUUUAACAACUUGUCUGUUUCGAUUUAGUGAGAAGGUGCUGCAUGUGCCUGAAUUAAAACCAUCCCAGAAAUUUUUCCAAGCCAAAUGCAGCCUUAGUGAUGAGAGAUUUCAUUCUCCAUUUUCACCUUUGAGCUUCUGUGAUUGUUUAAUCAUUUUUUUUAAAGGCAUCGGCAUUGUAAAAGUAUGGACUAGAACCUACAAAAAAAAAGGUCAAAAAACUCCCCAAAACUUUGCUGUAUGUAUUGUAUUUUAGAAAACAAAUGUUUGACGAACUAAGGUAUGUCAUUUGAAUAGGAAAAAUUUCCAUUGAGAGCACCUUUGGAAAGUCACAAUAGAUAGAAGACUAUGUUAACCCAUUUGUGUUUUAUUGAACAUCCUCAGUUAAUUUUGAACUUUUGAAAGUUUUGAGGGAAAAGGCCCAUGGAACCUAAUGUGAAGUUUUUAGUAGGCUAACUGGUAUUGAGUUGAAGAUUUUUACUGUUUAUAAGCAGAUAUUUGAAUGAUAUAAAUGUCAUUUACCUGCUGUCUUAAGAUGUUCUCAUACAUAAAUAUGGAGAAUAAUUCUACAAUAUAGAAAUAUUUAUUUUAAUAGAGUUUCAGUUAAGUCAUAAAACAGUGUUAAAACUCUUGGGAAGGUGGAGGGGUUUUUUGUUUGUUUUUUAAAUUGAAACUGUUAAAUACAGUGUUUGACCAUCUGAAAUGAAAAUUGUAAUAGCACUAUUUUGAUGUCGCUCUGCCGAUAACUAUGUGGCAAUGCUAUUUUGUUUUACUAACAAGCUCUGGAAUAUUUAGCAGUCAUUUUCACUGGCACAAGAGCUUUUUGUAUGUCAUUCAGUUUAAACUUUUAAACCAAAAAUUUUAUGGUCCAGUGUCUUUGGCAAAAAGACACUGGAGGGAAUGUAACAUACAAUUAACAUGUGGUUAUAUAUAAAAACACACGAAUUGCCAUGUUAUGGUUCUGCCUUGAAACAGCACAAUGAAGUGUAUCAGUGUAUUCUGUGAUCCUUUAUGAAACUUUCAUGUUGUGUUGUUUUGUGUCUCCAUAGCCUGUUGUUUGGGCCAGAUGUGGCAACAGUUAAAUGCAACUAUCAUUUCAUUAAAUGCAGAUGCACAUAAACUGUUGUUAGUGCUGCAACAUAUUACCUAACAUUUGGUAUGUUUUAUGACUGUGCAUUGUUUUCCAAAGCUGUUCCUACCUCACCCAUGAGGCUUUAUGGAUUGUUAUGUAUUAUAAAUGUUCUUUAUGAGACAGACUACUGUGUUUCUUCUCAUUUAUUAAAAGUUAAGUAGAAAAAUAAACUAAUUUUUAAAUA
Molecule: messenger RNA, 6008 nt
Organism: Hipposideros armiger (great roundleaf bat)
Lineage: Eukaryota; Metazoa; Chordata; Mammalia; Chiroptera; Hipposideridae
Gene: SLC30A1
Product: solute carrier family 30 member 1
Exons: 2
Coding region: 603-2123 (506 amino acids)
Biological process (GO): zinc ion transmembrane transport; intracellular zinc ion homeostasis; detoxification of zinc ion
Cellular component (GO): Golgi apparatus; membrane; endoplasmic reticulum
Molecular function (GO): calcium channel inhibitor activity; zinc ion transmembrane transporter activity
Source: RefSeq, a predicted model, not a curated record